AUGCCGCAGCGGUCGAAAUGCGACGAUAAUCGUUUUUCGCCUGGGUUUAUCAUGGGCGUCAGCAAGGAAGUCCAGAGAGAGGCGGAAUAUAUCUUCUGGGGCAAAAGCCAGUUCAUCUUUCCUCUUGGCAGUAUCUCGGACCCUCUCUGCAUGGAUGUAUCACACUUGUGCUACGGGUCACCCAAAAAGGUUUCAUUGGCCAAGGACUUGAGUUACGCCUUCGACAUGCGGGAUGUAGAGAUCGAUCCACACGAGGCGAGAGAGCAUGUCUUGGGACUAGCAGUUUGGGAUCCGGAGGAAGCUCUGCACGCCAUCCACGAAUACCAGCGCGAUAAGCUGAUGGACGGAUGGAUUGAUCGAAUCGAACAGUUACGCGCAGACACAUCUCCAAGGCGCCUUCAAGUUGAUCUGGUCGAUUGCUACUGUCCUCUAGGUUGCUGUCGCAUAGCCGGGACAGUGUGUAGCAUCAAUCUACUACUCGGAGAAUACAUUCAGCUUCCAUGGCUACCGGGCCGGCUUCGCCUUCUUGAGAGAUCGCCGCAGGCAGCCCUUGCGAAUAUUAGGCACGUCGAGCUGGUAUUGGAAAACAAUAUCCAUCCUCACGACCUGAACCUUCCACCUCCGCAUUACUUCCGCGCCGUGAUACAGAUGCUGAAAUUUUCACUGCCCCUAAAACACCUGCUCAUCCGGUUCGGUGUCACUCCGCCCGACAUGCGCAAAGACCCCUGGGACAUGUCACCUAUCCACGAAAAUCAGCCCGUAUUGCACGGCGGCUGGAUUGAGCAAAUACUUCGAUUAUCAGGCCUUCAACGUGUUGCGUUGUCACUUUACUUCCACCCUAUCCGUCUCGACAAUCUCAAUAACCUCGAACUCGUAGCACGCAUCUGCUUCUUCUUCAAGACCCUUCGAGAUGGCUUGCUGGAAACGGCAAGAAGCUUGGAUACAACAACAUUCGGGUCCUUGCCCCCCACACCGAAUCAGAGUCUCUGGGCAAGUACAGAUAUGCUCAGAUUGAGUGCGACGAUGAUAAUGGACGAGCUGGCAUGGGACCGUGAAGAUGAGCCAUGUGGUGAUUCGGAGGGACUUACAGCCGGGCCUGAUGAUCAUACAAUUGAGACAUGA
This is a messenger RNA of Anthostomella pinea, 1122 nucleotides long. Lineage: Eukaryota; Fungi; Ascomycota; Sordariomycetes; Xylariales; Xylariaceae. The record is from the annotation of a GenBank genome assembly.